AUGGAAAUAUGUGGUGGAGGAAUAGCUGGAAAUGGUGCGAUUGUUAGGCCAUCUUCGCUACCCUCCAAGCAAGCUUCAGAGAAGAUGGAAUUCAUGAAGGGAGGGUGUCGUUUUACUCCGCCCCCCUUCUUGACAAAGACCUUUCAAAUGGUGGAGGAUACAAAGACGAACAAUAUGAUUUCCUGGAAUUCUGACGAUACCAGCCUAAUAGUCUGGGACCAUCUCAAAUUAGCUGCAGAGGGAUUCAGGAAGAUUGGACCGAGGCAAUAUGAAUACGAGAAUAAAUGGUUUCAGAGAGGGCAAGAACAUUUGCUAAUGAACAUUAGAAGGCGAUAUGAUGCAGAUCCAACAAUCAGGAAAAGACGAGGACCGAGGAAACAACACGUAAUGGCUGCGAGGCCUUCAAUGGAGGCAGAGCUGGAAAUUUUCGAGGAUCACAUGAAUGCACUGAAGGAAGAAAUCACGGCUGCGAGGCCUUCAAUGGAGGUAGAGCUGGAAAUUUUCGAGGAUCACAUGAAUGCAUUGAAGGAAGAAAUCACAAGCUCAAACUAUCGAAUGGGGAAACUUGAGAGUAGCAUAGCCACCUUCAAUAAAAAUGUGAAAAGAAUGGAGGCUAAGUCAAAAGCAUUGAUCAAGGUCUUAGCCGGAAAAUUCGGCCCCGCCGUAGUUGAGAAGAUAAUUCAGCGUGUGGAGGAAGAACUAGAACUUGAAACCUUUCAGACCAUGAAGAGAAGAAGAGUGAUUCUACCACAAAGCUCGAAAACCACAACAAAGUCCAUGAAUGAUGGAGCUUGUGGCAUGGACCAAGAUGAUCAGGAGGCAAACACUUCAUUGGCAGAAUCAAAACAACGUGCUGAUCAGAAACUAUGGAAGAAGUUCGUGGGAGAUGAUUCAGUUAGCGAGGAUGAGUCGGAGCAACAACUGUUGAGGCAACACUCAAGGAUUGAUAUGGCUAUUUAG
Coffea arabica (coffee) is the source of this 960-nucleotide messenger RNA. NCBI's taxonomy places the organism in Eukaryota, Viridiplantae, Streptophyta, Magnoliopsida, Gentianales, Rubiaceae. The record is from RefSeq and is a predicted model, not a curated record.